Myiozetetes cayanensis is the source of this 895-nucleotide messenger RNA. RefSeq names its product PTTG1 regulator of sister chromatid separation, securin (gene PTTG1). The transcript has 6 exons. The record is from RefSeq and is a predicted model, not a curated record. Gene Ontology annotation, cellular component: nucleus; cytoplasm. Gene Ontology annotation, biological process: chromosome organization. Bases 59 to 847 code for a protein of 262 amino acids. Lineage: Eukaryota; Metazoa; Chordata; Aves; Passeriformes; Tyrannidae.
CUCAGAACGCUGAGGGGGUCGAUGUGUGCAGAGAGGCCUCGUCGUCGUCAAGCUGACGAUGGCAGCUGUGGUCUCUGUUGGGGAAGCUGUUGCUCCUGAGGGCCAGCUGAUUAUCUCUCCGCGGUCCUCAAAAGGAAAGAGUGCACACUCUGGAGGAGUAGUUUGCACUCCACUUCAUAAAAAAGCAUUUUCAGCUGCAGCCAUGACUUGCUCUAGGAGAAAGGCUCUUGGUAACAAAGCAAUCACUACAUCUGGAGCCGUGUAUCGCUCUGGGGGAAAGGCUCUGGGUAAAAAGGUGUACACUGUACCUGAAGGCACACAUCACCCUCCGAGAAGGGCUCUGGGAAAGGUGAAUACAGCUACGGGAGUCAUGAGCAAGAUGCCUGAGGUAAAGCAGGAAAAUCAACCUGAGAUAAAGCAGGAAAACCAGCCUGGCACUGCAGUCAAAACUGAUGAAAAGACUGAAUUAGGCAGCUGUACUUCAAAGUCUGACAAAGGUUUGGCAGAGUGUAAAGAAGAUUGUGCUGAGUCUGAAGAAGAUUGGCCAGAAGUAGAAAACAUGUUUCAUUUUGAUCCUCAAGACUUUGAUAACUUCGAUGUUCCUGAGGAGUGCAAACUGAGCAAUCUGGACCUGCGUGGUGUUCCCCUCAUGGUAUUCCCAAGGACAUAUCACAGACGUGUAGAGGAAACGCCAACCCCUCUCCUCACUCCAGAGUUGUCAUUUACAUCCAGCUUGCUGCAAGCGAAUGCUGACUUCAUUGCUAGCCUGGAAAAACUACACUUCCCCGAGCUGCCACCAUUUCCAGCUGACUUUUAUGAGGAGCAGGAAUGUUGUAAUGGGUUUUAAAUUUCAUGUAGUUCUGUAUUUCAAUAAAAGCUAAUCUAACAUGCACGA